GGAGACCCACCACAGGCAGCUGCAUGGAUUGGGCAAUGUAUACUUUACCUCUUAAUAAUGGUUGUGGAGAAGACCAUAAUAAGCCUCGUCCUCCUCAUUCCAGGAUGGACAAAGCUUCAGGAAAUUCUGCUGGACUACAUUCCAGAUCCCAAGCUCGAGCUCAUCCUGGUAAUGCUGGUGGUGCCUUUUAUAGUCAAUGCCAUUAUGUUUUGGGUGGUUGACAGUUUAAUAAUGAGGAAAUACAAGAGAAUGAAGGUGGACCAUCCUUGUGAGAACGACACAAAUGCAGGCAGCUUAUCAGCAAUAAAGGAUGAAAGCCAGACUUUACUUGGUCCUUCACUUGUCCGUUUAUACUGUUAA
This is a messenger RNA of Staurois parvus, 360 nucleotides long. NCBI's taxonomy places the organism in Eukaryota, Metazoa, Chordata, Amphibia, Anura, Ranidae. The record is from the annotation of a GenBank genome assembly.